AUGGCAGCAGCGGAAACCACAACAGAAAACACAGCCCAGCCUCCUAAGGGGCUGAGAGCGUGGCUCGGGGAUUUAUUUACAAGUAAAGCAGUCAGAGAAGAGUUGGAUGAUCUAAAAAAGAGAGUUGGAAAAAAUGAAGAAGCCAUUGCAACCAACUCAGAGACUAUGAUGUCGUUGGUACGAUCGGUAUCCGAUCUGGCAGGUCAUAGUGAUACGCUGUUGACCCAAACACUGCAACUUCAACAAAAAGUCGGCGAAUUUAGUGCUCGUAUGGCUGCUUUGGAACUCGUUACUGGUCUAGUCAACGCUCAACAACCUCCUCCAGAGGGACAACACGACAUCGAAAUUGAUUUCGAGCAUAUCCCCUCACCAACAAAUAAAUUACCUAGUGACCUAGAUUUUGAUAACAAUACAGAUGCAAAGAACAAGAAUAAGAAUGAGGUGAAGAGGAUAAGGAAUGACAUGAUAGAAAUCACAUCAUUGUCUAGAGAAUUGAAAGACAUUGAUAAAUAUUUAAAUCCUCUACCUCCGCCACCUAUAUUCUAUUCUCUUAAUGAUGAUCAUCAAUUGAAUCAUUGUACUUUAUACAACAAUGAUCUAAAAAGAGAAAUAGAAUCAUGUUCAAAAAAUGUUGGUAGAAUUUAUUCAAGAUAUGAAAGUGAAAAGAAAGAGGAUGGAGUAGAAUGGUAUUGUGGGAGUGGGUUUAGAGCAAGCCCAAACCAUAUAAUAUCUGCAAGACAUGUAGUUAAACGCGAACAUAUGAUAAAUGAUCGAGUGUACAAGUUGGUCAACAUAUUUAUAUGUUUUGAAAUAGAUUGUACUAUUGGAAAGGAAGUAGAACUAGAAAAACUUGGAUUAAAUCAAUGUAGUAGUAGUAGUAGUACUACAGAUGGGAUCUAUGAAUUGGUAGAACUUGAUCGUCAAUUGGUAGAUUCUAACUAUCCCGAUAAAUUGACAUCAGGAUCAUUUAUUUGGAAUACUGUCAAUGACUUUACAAUCUUACAGUACAAAGAUAAAGAUAAUAUACCAUCAUCAUCAUCAUUGACACAUUAUUUAGUUCCUUCCUAUCCACCUAAUAGUCAAUUUGAAACUAUUUAUGUGGUAGGAUACCCUUCAUCCAUUAAAAUGGAGAAAUUCAAAGAGGAUUAUCCAAAAGAUUUAAAUGACCAAUCAUUGACAGAGUUUUAUAAUAGAGUCAAAAAACAAUCAGGAUACUUUGAACAAAAGGUUGUAUCGGUAGCGACCAACGGAGCCAUUCUCGAUGAUUCACUAUCGACUCAUAUGUGCCCAACGUUGCGAGGGGUGUCUGGUGGUCCAAUCAGUACCAAUGCAUCAGGCGACUCGAAAUUCAUCGGCAUUCAUAUUGGAGGUAGCAUGUCUAUGAAAAAUAAUUUCUCCAUAUCUGUUGGGCAUCCAGCAUUUGUCUUUCUGUAUUUCCAACAUAUAGCCAAUGAUGCAUUUAUUGAACAACAUCAACUGCAUCAAUACAAAGAAUACUAUUUAUCAAUUAAAAAUAAAAACAUGUAA
This is a messenger RNA of Cavenderia fasciculata, 1527 nucleotides long. RefSeq lists its product as uncharacterized. NCBI's taxonomy places the organism in Eukaryota, Evosea, Eumycetozoa, Acytosteliales, Cavenderiaceae. The transcript has 3 exons. Bases 1 to 1527 code for a protein of 508 amino acids. The record is from RefSeq and is a predicted model, not a curated record.